CCCGAGAAAACCAGGCUGGUUUUAGACCUGAACGUAGAUGUACAGACCAAAUAUUCACCUUAGGCAAUUUCUGGAAUAUAGACAAACUUUUCGGCGUUUGACGACAGUUCUAUUCAUCGACACAAAGGCGGAGUUCGACUCGGUCGAUAGUGAGGUUCUGCGGCAAUGUUUGACAUUAAAAGGUGUACCAAAGAAUUACAGUAAACGUGAACAGGGUUUUUAUUUUACUAAUUCAUAUUUUCUUGAAUCGUAUCUUCGAUGCCUAAUCUUCUCUAUAACCACUGAUACUGCUAAUAACUCUACUACUCUAGGAUUCGGCUUGACAAUUUCAUCUCUGUGUAAUAAAGUAUGACAGCUUGAACUGAUGCACAUACGUACCAGGUUCUAUGUUGAAACUGGUUGAUUCACUGAAUUAUUUGGACAAUUCUCAUCACGUAAUCUCAGUAAUUUUUGAUUAAUCUUAUUUCAACGUC
Molecule: messenger RNA, 473 nt
Organism: Schistosoma mattheei
Lineage: Eukaryota; Metazoa; Platyhelminthes; Trematoda; Strigeidida; Schistosomatidae
Source: the annotation of a GenBank genome assembly